CCCUAUCCCCUUUUAUUUUGGUUCAGUUCCUUAUCUAAAAAAGCUAACUUGAAAAGAUCUAAGAAACCUCUCUUAGUUGUAGCAAUGCUUAUAGAGGGCUCUCUGUUUAGAUGACAGAAAUGCAUUAAAACCGUAGGGGGCCUCUGAGUACAUUCUGCUUGGCCCGAAGGGCUUGCUAAAUACUCCUUAGUCAAAUAGUACUUUGGAUACUCUAAAAAAGGACCUGUUUAGAAAUUUGUAGUUAAUUAAAGUGCAUAACCCAAACCGGUGAUAAUGUUACUUAAACUUGCUAUAAUCUUGAUCUACCCUACUAGAAGAGAGACAGACAACUUUCGUGAUGGUAAAGGACAAAUAUCGAGUGGGCUGUGCUCUCUGCAUCUCAGCACUGCAACUGUAAUCAUUUCACAUUCCAUUGUUUUUUAACAAAGCCUUCAAAAAACUAAAACUUUCCUCUACUGUUUCCAAGUCAGGCUCUACUCUGCAGACUGUCCUGUAUUUCUGUGACAAAUAAAAGCAGACCAGCUCUGACUCAGAAGUUGUCUGCUCUUCAGGGGAGCCCUGCCUUGGAGUGAUGCUACUCAAAGACUCUUUCCUUCCUGCAGAUGUCUUUCAGGAGUCUCAGUUGUAUGGAUUAAUUUUAUGUUCUUGUAUUUGUUUGCAUUAUUUUCAAGACUACUGAACUAAGAAGAAAAAAGUCCUAGUGGUGGCAGGUUUUUCUCCCCCCUUACAAAGAGUCAUGGGAUCUACUUAAAGAUCACUGCUCUGUUUUUGCAGUCUGCACUAGAAAUGUUUGUCGGGGGCUCAUUCAGCCUUUGCACAGGAGGGUAGGCUGUGCAGCAUUAGGCAGAUAACACUGCUGGCAUGUGUUCUCAGUGUGGAAGACAGGAACAAGGAAGCUAAAUGUAAAGUCAUGCCUGAAGCUAAAGCAGAAUCAUUGUUAUGAAACUGGUUGUAAAGUUUUUCUUUGGUUUGGGUUUGUUUGUUUUAUUGGGGUUUUUUUCCUUCCUUUUUGUAGACCUUUCCUGUGCUUUGAGCAUGAAGUCAUUGCCUCAUUUGUAGAACGCUGGGCUCUGCUGGGGGUUUUAACUAUGGAGAUAAUGUAGAAGUGCUCCAUCUGACAGAGGUUAUGAGAACUGGUGCUGGCUUAAUGUUCAAUUCCCAAUGCCUCUUUCCUGUCUUGUUGAUGUGCAAGAACUUGGUGGUGGCAACUUUUGCUUUUUUUCCCUGAUGUCAGCAUAUGAUUUAUCUUUAGUUAUACAGCUCAUUUCAUCCACAGACAGUAAGAAGCAUACAACAGGAGGUCUCAGGUAAACCAAUAUCUGUUGAGUUUAUUCUCUUCCAGGUUUCCAGUCCCAGUAAGUUUCAUGAGUGAGUCUCCCAGUGACAUCCAAAGUGGCUGCUAUCCCUUUGGAAGCCAUGUAUCUCCAGAAAUUUUCCUCUGGCAAGAUUGAAUAUUUCAAUGGACACUGCUUAAGAUCGAGGAGAAAAAACAUGCCUCACUGUUCAGACUCAAGCUUUGACAAAAGCAUGGAAAUCCUAAGUGAAAAUGUCAGUCGACACUUUUCGAGGCAGUUGGCAAAACCAAAAUCAGGCCCAAAAAGGGAGGACUAUAAAGAAGUGUCCAAAACACUGAAGACCAGAGCUGACUCAAAAGCUGCAGAGCAAGUCCAUGAAGAAAAUGGAGAUUUGGAGGUUCGCCGCAGCUGCAGACUUCGACAAAGCCGUUACAGCACUACAAAUGAAUCUGCUUUGUUUGACAAACUUAUAACAAAUACUGCAGAAGCAGUCUUGCAGAAAAUGGAUGACAUGGAGAAGAUGCGUAGACGGCGAAGGAUGGGAGACUUGGAGGAGUUCCACGACACAGAAGAAGAAAGCCUUGAUAUGGAAAGGACUGAUGAAGAAAUAGCUGAUAAUCAAGGGGGUUCCUCAGAAGAAAGUGAAGCCAAAGAAGAUGAUGGUGAGGACAAUCAAAAGCGUUACUCCUUUCGGCAGAGGAAAACUGUGGAACGCUAUCAAGCUCCAUUGCAAAAACCAAGACAACGUAAGAUGUAUUUUUCAGACAGGCCUUCACCUGUCAGACAGAGAGAUUCAUGCAAGGGAGCUAACAGACAGAGACAUGCAGUCCCCAGCAGUGAUUCCUCUUCCUCAUCUGAUGAUGAAGAGGAUUUUGAGAGGCAGAGGAAGAACAGAAAUUUAAGAAGGUCUCUUCCUACCAACUUUCGGAAAAGUGACUUAAAGGGAGUUCACAAAGAUCGCAUGAAAAUCGGAGGCAGUCUGGCUGAUGUUGAUCCAGUGCAAAUAGAUUGUUCAGUACGAUUUGAUGGUGUUGGUGGUCUUGCUGACCACAUUUCAGCUUUAAAAGAAAUGGUUGUUUUUCCAUUGCUUUAUCCAGAAGUCUUUGAGAGGUUCAAAAUUCAACCUCCAAGAGGCUGUCUAUUCUAUGGCCCACCAGGGACUGGAAAGACAUUGGUUGCUCGUGCACUUGCUAAUGAAUGUAGCCAAGGUGACAGGAGAGUAGCCUUUUUUAUGAGAAAAGGUGCUGACUGCCUGAGUAAAUGGGUUGGGGAAUCAGAACGACAGCUUCGUUUGUUAUUUGAUCAGGCCUACCAGAUGCGACCUUCAAUUAUUUUCUUUGAUGAGAUCGAUGGUCUUGCUCCUGUACGGUCCAGUAAACAAGACCAAGUUCAUAGCUCUGUUGUAUCAACACUUCUGGCACUUAUGGAUGGCUUAGACAGCAGAGGAGAGGUUGUGGUAAUUGGAGCCACCAACAGGCUGGAUUCUAUAGAUCCUGCUUUACGAAGACCGGGACGCUUUGAUCGAGAGUUUCUCUUCAGCUUACCAAACAAAGAGGCAAGAAAAGAGAUUUUCAAAAUUCACACACGAGACUGGACCCUGAGGCCACUGGACAAGUUUCUUGAAGAGCUGGCUGAGAAAUGUGUCGGAUACUGUGGUGCUGAUAUUAAAGCCUUAUGUGCUGAAGCUGCACUCUGUGCUUUGCGCCGCCGCUAUCCUCAGAUCUAUGAAAGGAGUGAGAAACUGGAGUUAGACAUCUCUUCAAUUAAAAUAACAGCAAAGGAUUUUGUCAUGGCCAUGCAGAAGACUGUUCCAGCUUCACAGAGGGCUGUGGCUUCACCUGGGCGAGCACUGUCACCUAUUUUAAAACCACUACUAGAAAACACCUUGGAAAGAAUUCUACAAGCCUUACAGAGAGCAUUUCCCCAUGCAGAGCUUGCACUGAAGAAGGACCAACAGCAAGGGAAUGAUGUGAUUGACAGUGAAGAGGAAUCACCAUCAAUCUUUGAAGAGAAUCCAACUCAGAAAAUGCCUGAUUGUGAAAAAGCAGAAUUCCUCACUUUAAACAGAAAUCCUCGUUGCCAGCCAACAUCUUUCAGGCCACGGUUCUUACUAGUUGAAGAUCCAGGGUGUGGGCAGGCUUUUCAUCUGGCACCUGCAGUAAUCCAUGCCCUGGAGAAGUUUCCUGUUUAUACACUAGACCUGCCUGCUUUGUUUGUUAGCAUCACAUCCCCAGAAGAAACAUGUGCACAGUUGAUGCGAGAAGCCCAAAGAACAGCACCAAGUAUCAUUUAUGUCCCACAAAUCACUUUGUGGUGGGAGACUGUUGGAACUACAGUGAAAGCUGUUUUUAUGACACUACUGCAGAACAUUCCAACAUUUGCUCCAGUUCUGCUCCUUGCAACAACUGAUGUGAAACAUAGAGAUCUCCCAGAAGAGAUAAAAGCUUUAUUUAAUGAUGAUUGUGAAGAAGUUUUCAAAAUUCAGUGGCCUACCUGUGCUGAAAGAAGAAGUUUUUUUGAGGACUUAGUUAUGAAGCAAGCUGCUGAACCUCCUGCAUCAAAAAACAACUCAGCUCGGCGGCCAUUGGAAGUUCUGCCUGUAGCACCACCACCUAAGCCUCGCCAACUGACAGAGGAAGAAAUGAAACAACUGGAGGAGCAGGAAGAGGAUACAUUGCGUGAACUGAGGAUUUACUUAAGGGAUGUGACCCACAGACUUGUCAUUGACAGACGUUUCAGGGCAUUCACAAAGCCUGUUGACCCAGAGGAGGUACCUGAUUACAAUGCUGUUAUUAAAAAACCCAUGGACCUCUCCACAGUUCUGUCCAAGAUUGACAUGCACCAGUACCCAACUGCAAGAGACUUUCUAAAAGACAUUGAUCUAAUCUGUAGCAACGCUUUAGAGUACAACCCAGUUAAAGAUCCUGGAGAUCGUCUCCUUAGGCACAGAGCCUGUGCUUUGAGAGAUACUGCCUAUUCCAUAGUGAGGGAGGAAAUGGAUGAAGAAUUUGAACAAAGAUGCCAAAAAAUCAAAGAAUCUCGUAAGCAAAGAGGUUCAGACUGUGCUUCCUCUCACUUCUGUGUAAUGCCAAAGGAGGACUGUGUUCCUGGAUGUAAGAAAACAGACCCAAAGUGUAAUGAAAAAUUGAAGAUGCCAGGAAGGCCUGUGGAUGUCAGUACCCCCUAUUCUAAAGAUAAGUCAAGAAGAAAACGCAGAAGGAAUAGAGGGUCUUCAAGUCUUGCAGUGAAGAGGAGGAAUAUUCAGUUCAAUAAAGAGAAUAAAAUUCCUGAAGACCAAAAUGAAGUAGAGAGUAAUGAAGAGUCUAACACAGAUUGCAAUGAAUUUGCAUCUUCUCAGGAUACUUUUAUUGAAGAACAUGAAAAUGUACUUCAAGAACGACAGAAAAAUGGGACAGAAAAUGAAAGAGAGAGAGUUCUCCUUGUGGGUAAAUCUCCUUCUGGAAAAAAGAGAGAACAUUCAGACCUAAGAGAGCAGAGUGAGAUGCCAGAUUGUCAAAAAGCUGGAACUUCUGAAGAUGGAGGUUCAAAUAAUUUGUGGGUACACCGUAUGACUCGUACAAGAUCUUCUCAGGUGGAAGAGAAACAGCUGGGAUGUGUUGGGAAGGCAGUGAAAACUGGCACACAGAGAGUGUUUGUGGAUUACUGUGAACUCAAACGAGUGUUGCAUUCUAUUGCCGUGGUAACUGAGAACGUCAGUAUAUUUCGCAUGGAAAAACUAUAUGCUGUCCUUAGCCAGUGCAUUUACCAACAUCGGGAAGAUGGUGACAAAAAUGAAUUAGUAAAGGCAAUGAAGAAAGAAAUUACAGCCUUCAGUUAUCCAUGAUACUUGAUUUCAGCAUCCUUGAUGCACUCUGUAAUGUUUUCUUUUUAUUGCAUGCUGUUUUUUCUUUGCAUUGUUCAAUAAAUACUAGGUCUACAUAUAUGUAUUUAUACAAAUAUAUCUUAAAAUUUAUUAAGAAAGCUCAAAUAAAGUCAUUUAAUGACUUAUAUUUGAUAUUUCCCUUUUAGAUAUGUAUAUAUUGUGACAUACUGCUGUGAUUGCCUUUGAAACUCAGCAGAGCUGAAUAGAUAAUUUCAGUACCUCUCUUUAAAAGAAAAUGUAACUUGAAACAAAGCAAGAUUUACUACUGUAACUUCACCUUAGAAAGUUUAAUCAUGCUUGUAAUAAUGACAAUACUGGAGAAAAGCAGUUUAAUACAAAUUGUUAGUUCAUCAGAUGGCAUGUAAUUGAAUUCAGCUGUAAAUAGUUUUUUAGUUACUGGGAAAGAACUAUAUCUGUUUAUUACACAAAAGUGAGUAUAUUAUUGGUGAUAAAUAUAUUGAAGUAAAAGCAAAGCAGCACUCUGUUUUGAAGAAGUUUCUCUUCAAACCUGCAGAGAACAUUUAUCUGUUAACUUGAUAGUUAUUUAAAAAAGAGCAUAAGACAAAGUUUAACUAUGUGAGAAUAAAAUCUUAUAUAGUGAUAGAACAUGUGGUAUGACCCUUUGCUCUUCUGUUCUGUCACCUCACAUGCACAACAUGUGGCGAUACUGAAUGCCAAACUGUGCAAUCCCUCUUUGUGUGUGUUUGGUUUCUUACCUCUGUCACUAGUGUUCUCUUUUUGUGUCCUUUUCCUGUGUUUGUUCAAACUUUGUGCUAUGCAGAUUUUUAUUUUCUCUGUAUUGUUUGGUGGAUAUUAAUAAAAAAUUCAUCUUUCUA
Molecule: messenger RNA, 6014 nt
Organism: Oenanthe melanoleuca
Lineage: Eukaryota; Metazoa; Chordata; Aves; Passeriformes; Muscicapidae
Gene: ATAD2
Product: ATPase family AAA domain containing 2
Exons: 28
Coding region: 1417-5139 (1240 amino acids)
Biological process (GO): positive regulation of transcription by RNA polymerase II
Cellular component (GO): nucleus
Molecular function (GO): histone binding; ATP binding; chromatin binding
Source: RefSeq, a predicted model, not a curated record